AUGAGGCCACUGCCCACUGAGCAGGGGGGCGGCAGCCACUCAGACCAGGUCUGGCGGUGGGACAUGUCCUCUCUGCUGGACGACACGGCCGCAGACGUCCCGGUCAAAGACAUCUCGGUGUACCAGCACACUGCUGCUCCAGAUGUGUUGGUGUAUCAGCACGCUCGGACGCAGCAGGACGUCUCGCGGGUGUCCAGGGAGGAGCUGGAGGACCGGUUCCUGCGUCUGAGCGAUGAGGCGCUGCAGCUGAAGCAGCAUGUCCACAAGCAGGACGAGAAGAUCAGGAAGCUGGGCACUAAGCUGAUGCGGCUGGUGAAGGACCGGACUCGGAUGGAACAGCUGGUGGCGGGUGGGGUGGCGCCCAGAGUCCGGGACGUGGAGCAGGAGGAGCUGGUGGAGGAGCUCCAGGAGAGGGUCCGCUCCCUGCAGGCCGACAAGGAGCGGCUGGCCCAGCGCCUCCUGGUGGCCCGGCAGCAGCUCAGCACGCAGACCCGCCGCCCGCCGCCCGUCCAGCCGCGGGGCAACACCGGCCUGAGGAAGCUGCCCCUCUGCCCGUCCCCCAGACCCCGGAGUGAGUCCAGAGGUCAGCCCAGGAGUCAGUCCAGAGCCUUCAGCUGGUUCUGCUGGUUCUGGCUGGUCACAUGGCCCGGUUCCUGGGGCUCCGACCCGGUUCUGCGUGUUCUGUGGGGCCCUCUGAGUCCACUUUGUUCUGCAGGCAUAAGGAGUCUGGAUGGAGGCAGACCUCCGACUGGCCAGCUGCCCCGAUAUGGACACAGCCUGCUGGAGGAGGCCAGGACCGAGAUCCGCAACCUAGAGAAUGUGAUCGAGUCCCAGAGGAGCCAGGUGGAGGAGCUGGAAGGAGCCCUGGAGCUGCAGAGGGAGGAGCUGAGGAGGAAGGAGGCCCAGUUCGAGCAGAGGCUGCUGCAGGUGCGGCAGGAGCAGAGCUCCAGCGUCAGGUCCCAGGUUGGCAGCAACGUGUCCCUCAUUAGGCUGCAGAAGCAGCUGGCUGACAGAUCCAACAGCCUGACGGAGCUGGAGGGCCGCUUCCUGGUGCUGCACCAGGCCCAGCAGACUCUGAAGGCCAGCCACGACGCAGCCAUGUCGAAGGUGGACGAGCUGUCGGCUCAGCUGAAGGCCGAGCGGCUUAGGGCUCUGGAGCUGGAGGAGCGGCUGCAGGGCCUGAAUAUCACCAAGGCCCAGGCCCAGCAGGCGUCGCAGCAGCAGAGGCGGCAGCUCCAGGAGCAGCAGCUCCGGCAGCAGGUGGCCCAGCUGGAGACGGCGCUGAAGGCCGACCUGGAGGACAAAAACCACAUCCUGGACAAGAUCCAGGCCGAGCGAGAGAGAAGCGAGCAGCUGGCAGAGGACAACAGCAAACUGAAGCAGCAGGUCCAGCAGCAGCAGCAGCAGCUGGAGGAGCAGAAGCAGCAGCUCCAGGUCUACAGCAGAGACAGCGAUUACAGCCUGGCCGAGCUCACCGAGGCCCUCCUGCACAUUAAGCAGCAGAAGGCCCAGAGGAGCGGGGAGCUGGGCUUCCUGGAGACCAGCGGCAGCCAAGAGGCCGCCGUCAGGGAGCUGAGAGCCGCCCACGCCGAGACCAUCCAAGAGCUGGAGAAGACCAGGAGCCUGCUGAGCAUGGAGAGCCAGAUCAGCCGGGACUACAAGGCGGAGCUGGAGGCUGUGCUGCAGAAGACGAGGAGCCAGAAGCUGGAGUACGAGCAGAAGCUGCAGCGGCAGGCGGAGAUGCUGGACCAGAGGGCAGCCCGGGUCGGCAGGCUGGAAGCUCAGCUCAGGGAUGUGGCCUAUGGCACCAGGAGCUCCGCCCCCAAACCUGGCCAGGCCCACCCGGACCCAGCCCACCCAGACCCGGCCCAGCAGGACCCGCUGGGACCGGGGGAAAACGUGGUGGAGCUGCAGCUGGUGGGCGCCCGGCUGUCCCCGGCCGGCCUGCGGGCUCUGGGGGACGCCCAGCCCAGCACCUUCUGCACCUACUGCUUCUACAUGUUCGAGCCGCACAGCACGCCGGUGGCGGCGGGCCACAGCCCGCAGUACGGCUUCACCUCCAGGUACCGGCUCAGCGUGGACCAGCCGCUGCUGGACUACCUGCAGACCGGCUGGCUCAGCGUGGAGCUGCACCAGGCUCUGGGUCUGGACUGGAGGACGCUGGCCAGGGGCCGGCUGAGGCUGCAGCCGCUGCUGGGGCAGGACGGAAGGCUGCAGGGCAGCAUCCCGCUGGCCGGACCUGGUGAGGAGGCCUUCGGCUCUGUGGACGUCUGGCUGAGGCUGCAGGUCCCCUUGACGGAGACGCUGCGGCGGUUCGGAGAGCAGAGGAGCGGCGACGGGACGCUGCACGCCUCUCCCAGCGAACCCGUCCAGCUGGCCAAUGGCAGCCGGACCCAGCUCGUGGUCACCGUGUGCGGCUGCUCGGGCCUGCGGUCCAGGACCGGCCAGCAGCCCAGUCCCUAUGUGGUCUACAAGUUCUUCAGCUUCCCCGACCAGCCCUCGGCCAUCGUCCCAGACUGCUGCCAGCCGGACUUCAGCGAGCCCAGGUCCUACCCCGUCCUGCCGGGCCCAGACCUGGACCAAUACCUGAGGUCCGAGGAGCUGCAGUUCUACGUCUUUGACGCCAAAGAGGAGCAGCUGGACGCGUACCUGGGCAAGGCCGGCAUCCCCCUGCUGCCUCUGGCCUCCAAGCAGCCCGUCUCAGGUGUGUUUGAGCUCAGAGACCAUUCUGGGCUUCCCGCCGGCCUCAUCGAGGUGGCUCUGAGCUGGGGGAAGCCCCCCACCACAGAGGAGGAGCAGACAGAGGAGCCGCAGCCAAUCAGAGAGGAGAGAACAGCCUCCCCUCUGAGUGACGCCAGAGAGACGCCGCUGGAGGAGGGUGGAGGGCGCCGCCUCCCCCAACACGCUGCUGCUCAGGCGCCACCGCCCCGACCUCAGAGGGCGCCGGAGAGGGACGCGGCGGCCAAGCGGGUCACCUUCAGGGAGUCCAACGCGGCCGGCCUCCAGGGGGCGACGAAGGCUGGGGAGGAGGAAGAGGAGGAGUCCCAUGUCUCUGAGGGCCAGCUGGUCCCAGCUGCUCAGUCCUGCUCCGAUGGGUCGGACAUCUCGGAGGAUAUCCCAGAAGAUGUGGAGCCCCCCCCUGCAGAGGCUCAGAGGGACGCCCAGUCGGACAGUGACGACUGCAUCGUUCAGGGGCCGGCGGCAGGCCGGAAGGCGGCGGACCGGCUGAGGCUGGAGGUGGUGUCCCUGAGCCUGAGGCCGGACUCCCGGCCGGCGCUGGAUCCCAACGUGGUGCGGCUGUUUGUGGAGUUCUGCCUGCUGGACCUGCCCACCGAGGAGACCCCCCUGUCCCUGCCCAAGCCCCCCCCGGGCCGGGCCCUCAGCUACCACUACAGCAAAGUGAUUCCCGUGGACGCCGAGCACCACGCGGAGAGGCGGCGGCUGCUGAGGGACGUCCUACGGGGGGGCAGCCCCCAGAUGGAGAGGAUCAAGUUCACGGUGGUCAGCGAGCCGCCGGAGGAGGAGGAGCAGGAGAGGGAGUGUGAGGAUGUGGGCGUGGCCUCUCUGAGGAUCCAGGAGGUCCUGGACAGGCAGCAGGACAUGAUGGAGGCCAGUCUUAGUGUGUGGGAUGUGGCAGACAGCAGCCAGCAGGUGGGGACGCUCACUGUGACCCUGGAGGGGCUGCAAGCCCUGAGGGCCCUCAUGGAGGACCAGGACCUGGACCUGGACCAGGACCAGGACUGACCAGGACCUGAACCUGGAGGGCCAGGACUUGGAUCAGGAGGACCAGGACCAGGACCUGGACUGACGCCUGAGAGCCGGUACCCUCCAGGACCUGGUCUGUCCUGGGGGGUCGGCUGGAGACUCUGGACUUUAUGUGGAGUCUGUUCCAUUUUCAGUAGUUAGGGUUUUCUGACUUCAUUUACAGUAAAAUCUGCUUUCUUCUUACUGCCAACAGAGUUUUUAGAGAAUAAAACAUGUUUAACUUUCUGAUUACAUAUUUAAUAAACUCAGAAUUUCUAUGUAUGAUAUUCUAUUUUUUUCUGUUUAGCUUUGAUUUAGCAGAAACUUCCACCAAAUGAGCUGUGUUCCAGCAGAUGUUACAGACAG
Molecule: messenger RNA, 4110 nt
Organism: Menidia menidia (Atlantic silverside)
Lineage: Eukaryota; Metazoa; Chordata; Actinopteri; Atheriniformes; Atherinopsidae
Source: the annotation of a GenBank genome assembly